AUGGAAGAACAAUAUGGUAAAACCAAGAUAUUAUUUGAUACAUUUGUAUGCGAUCCUAUACCUGUAAAUAGAUUUAUAUAUCGGUCCUGGUUGGAAGGACUGACUGAAAAGGAGACAGCAGCAAGAAGAGACUCUAUUGAAAAGUCUCUCAUAUCACCACUCAAUCAAAGUAUUAGCGGUGUCUCUACAUCUGCACUAUCAUCACUUUUACCAAAUACUUUUGUCAACAACAACAACAACAAUGUAUCAUCAAAUAACCUACAACAAACUAGUAGUAGCAAUAUUAAUAACAACAACAACAACAACACAUCAAUGAUCAAUACAACUACAAUGAUCACAAAUACAAAUAUGAUACCAGGUAGUAGUAGUAACAGUAACAACAAUAGUUUAAAUAGUACAUCUACCAAUAUUGCAACCACUGCAACGUGGCAACAACUACUCGAAGAGACAGAAGAUCAAUUUAGAAACUUUUCACUCUUGCGCAACGUGUUGGAGCAUCCCAAGACACUAUCUCCUCAUUCAAUGUUUCAAGUGGAUCCAACGUCAAGAAGACUCUUGAUAGAGGGUUACUAUGACUUUGACGACACCUUUAUCAGAGAACUGAUUGGUAGGAAGCUUACAAGUGGUCAACGUCGUGAUCUCGAUGACACGAGCGAAAAGUUAAGGAUCAGACUAUCAACUUGUGAAAGACAAUUUGACAAUCUAAAGAGAAUAUCAAGAUUGGUAUUUGCAAAUAUCAAAUCUUCCCCAAUUGAUUUAAUAAUCAAUGAAUUUUGUUUAUCAAGAGAUUUAUCAAAAAAAUAUAUAAAGAUAUUAUUCCUUUGUUUUCAUAGAAUAGAUAUAUCACAUAAAAGAAUACAACCUUUAAAUACAGGAGAUUUAAUGAAAUUGGCAGAGAUUGUGAUGAAUAAUUGGGGUGACCCGUUACGUAGUUAUUCGAUGGAAUUGGAAAUCAAACUAAAAGAAGAUGUUAGAGAUUUAAAGGUUUAUCUUUCAAAGGAUAUUCCAGAAAGAUAUUUAAAGAUGAUCAAGGCUAAAUACCAAAAUCCAUCCAGUAGUAGUGUUGGUCAAUCACCAAAGAUAAACUCUUCUCUAAAUUUACCUUCACCACUUUUAAUGAAUCAACAACAACAACCUAUGACGACGACGACUACUACAACAUCAACAUCAAAUUUAGGACAAUCAGUUCAACCAACACCAUCAACUCAAUCAAAUAAUACUAGUUUAAAUAAUAGUAAUAGUUUUAUCAAUACUCCAUCUUCAGUUUCAUCUGCCAUUCCACCAUUACCAACAUCUGCAUUUUCACUUGCUCAACAUGUACCAGCCAUCGUAGGAGCUGAUAAACUCAAAGCAUUGGAAGAUAUCAUUGAAAAGAUUGUAGACCCUCUUUUACGUAUUGGUAUGACCACAAAUGAAGCCGAUACCUUUUUCGUCUUUCUUCGUGAAUCAUUUUUACCAGACAACCUAGGUCUCACUCUUCGUCAUAAAGAUCGUUUGGUAUGA
Cavenderia fasciculata is the source of this 1503-nucleotide messenger RNA. RefSeq lists its product as uncharacterized. Lineage: Eukaryota; Evosea; Eumycetozoa; Acytosteliales; Cavenderiaceae. The transcript is spliced from 4 exons. Gene Ontology annotation, cellular component: nucleus. The record is from RefSeq and is a predicted model, not a curated record. Bases 1 to 1503 code for a protein of 500 amino acids.